Dipodomys ordii (Ord's kangaroo rat) is the source of this 315-nucleotide messenger RNA. RefSeq names its product cytochrome c, testis-specific. The coding region runs from base 1 to 315 and encodes 104 amino acids. Gene Ontology annotation, biological process: mitochondrial electron transport, ubiquinol to cytochrome c; mitochondrial electron transport, cytochrome c to oxygen. Gene Ontology annotation, cellular component: mitochondrial intermembrane space. Lineage: Eukaryota; Metazoa; Chordata; Mammalia; Rodentia; Heteromyidae. Gene Ontology annotation, molecular function: electron transfer activity; heme binding. The transcript is spliced from 2 exons. The record is from RefSeq and is a predicted model, not a curated record.
AUGGGAGACUUUGAAACAGGCAAGAAGAUCUUUAUUCAGAAGUGUGCUCAGUGCCACACUGUGGAAAAAGGUGGAAAGCACAAGACGGGUCCAAAUCUCUGGGGCCUCUUUGGCCGCAAAACAGGACAAGCACCAGGAUUUUCUUACACUGAUGCAAACAAAAACAAAGGUGUUAUUUGGGGAGAAGAAACUUUAAUGGAAUAUUUGGAGAACCCAAAGAAAUUCAUCCCUGGAACUAAAAUGAUCUUUGCUGGUAUUAAAAAGAAGAGUGAAAGAGAAGAUCUUAUUCAGUACUUGAAAGAGUCAACAUCAUGA